AUGGCUCGUGUCUACGCGGAUGUCAAUCAGCAGAUGCCACGGUCAUAUUGGGAUUAUGAUAGCGUGAACAUUACCUGGGGCGUGUUGGAGAACUAUGAAGUUGUGCGCAAGAUUGGACGAGGAAAAUACUCGGAAGUCUUUGAGGGAAUCAAUGUCGCCAACUACCAAAAGUGUGUUAUCAAGGUGUUGAAGCCAGUCAAGAAGAAGAAGAUUAAGAGGGAAAUCAAGAUCCUACAGAACUUGUCAGGAGGUCCAAAUAUCGUUGCCCUCCUUGAUGUUGUUAGGGACAGUCAAGUAAAUCAUACAUUUCCUACUACUCCGGUCGAUGUUCUUCUCAAAAGUGGGAAGAAUGGAAAAUCGGCGCUCACCGGUCUUGAAGAACCCCUUGAGAGAGAAAAUGACGACUCAUAUUUAAUGCAGAGCAAAACACCCUCGUUGAUCUUCGAAUUCGUCAACAACACCGACUUCCGAAGCCUUUACCCUAAGUUUGUGGAUUACGAUGUCCGAUUUUAUAUUUAUGAGCUCUUGAAGGCAUUGGACUAUUGUCACAGCAAAGGCAUCAUGCACAGAGAUGUGAAGCCUCACAAUGUGAUGAUUGACCAUGAGAACAGAAAGUUGAGACUCAUCGAUUGGGGUCUUGCGGAAUUUUAUCAUCAAGGCACAGAGUAUAACGUUCGAGUUGCAUCAAGAUACUUUAAGGGACCUGAAUUGCUCGUUGACUUCCAGGAAUAUGACUACUCCUUGGACAUGUGGUCAUUAGGUGCCAUGUUCGCUUCGAUGAUCUUCCGAAAGGAACCAUUCUUUCACGGAAACAGUAAUUCGGAUCAAUUGGUCAAGAUUGCCAAGGUCCUCGGUACGGAAGAUUUAUUCGACUACCUCGACAAAUAUGAGAUUGAGCUCGACGCACAAUAUGACGAUAUCCUAGGCAGAUUCCCGAAGAAGAACUGGCACAGCUUUGUCAAUGCCGAGAACCAACGAUUCGUUACUAAUGAGGCUAUCGACUUUUUGGAUAAACUUCUCCGAUACGACCACCAAGAACGUUUGACCGCUAAGGAAGCCAUGGCCCAUCCAUUCUUUGCACCCAUUCGCGCCGAUGAGCAAGCCGCACGUGAGCCACCCUCACAUACUUCGCCAUCCAAAAUCGAGUAUGAGAAUUAUGGGGAGGUUCGUUUCGAAGAGGGGAAUCCGGAGAAGAUUCAAAUUACUAAUCCUGGUAGAUGCUAUCGUCUGAAGAAAGAUUGCGCAACGCAAACUCCCUGUAUAAGGGUUCGUAAACCUCAAAAGACUACUCGGGUUGCACAAUUAGAAGGGAAACUUGACGAUAUCGUCUCACUUCUUCAACAGCAGAAAGGCGUCACGUCCCAAGAUGCAACGCCGGGAUCUUUCCCACUUGUCACCCAUGAAAAUAUCCUUCCCAGAUCUCCACCUCUCUCAGAAUCAGAACCCUCAAGCACAAUUUCCUAUCAAAGCAUCGCUCAUCCACCCCCCAAGCCUCUCGAACUAAGUAAACGCCAAUCGAUCUACGAAAAAAGCACCAAUGCAUGUCUCCUUGCUCACGCCAAUUCGGAUCUCGAACCCAAUGAUGCGGAAAUUGAAAGAUUGAUAAAACUGUACCAGACGGAAAUGAUGGCGAGAUUUCCGUUCGUGGUUGUUGAGACGGGAGGGUUGGCGGGGAAGGAAUGGGUGCGGGGAAAACCGGUGCUAGGGAAGGCGGUUUUGAUGGCGGCGAGUUAUUAUAACUUGCCGAGACAGACGGUUUAUGAGACGGCGUUGGUUAGGGAGUUGACGGAGAGGAUCAUGGUGAAGAGGGAGAAGACGUUGGAGUUGCUGCAGACGAUUCUGGUGUUUUGUGGGUGGUAUCAUUAUCAUUGUCUAGGGCAUCCACACCUAAACAAUCUGCUUGGCUUAGCAAUGGGACUUGCUGGCGAUUUGGGGCUGAACAAACCACCGUCGUCGGAUAGAUUCAAAUAUCCCUUUGGUCAUAGUAGAGCCACGGCGGGAGAUUUCUCCAGGAGGAGUAUGGAGCAGAGAAGAGCCCUGGCUGGAUUGUUCUAUCUCACCUCCCUGGUUGCAACGGGCUUUCAGCGUAUAGAUGCUAUGAAAUACUCGAUACAACUCGAUGAAUGUAUUCGGGUUAUUGAGAAGAAACCCGAAUAUCCUACUGAUCUAUUGCUAGUUGAGCUGGUGAAGAUAUCACAUCUCGGAGAGAAAAUUGGGCAUACUGUUCUAAUUGUUCAGAAUGAAAGUGAAAUUCAAGUUCCUACUGCGCUGAAAUUGGGUUCAUUUCAGACGGAGCUUGAUGCCUUGAAAAAAGGAGUUCCUGUUGCUUGGGGAGAUGAUGUGAUUCUUCAACUCCACCACCAUAUUUCUGCUAUCCGUCUCUACGAAGUCGCAUUAACAAAUGGCUGGACCCCCACAAACACUAACCAAUCCCCUCAAACCACCUCAAUAGCCCGACCAAUCCACCCACCACCUCUCCACCCUUCCCACGUCCAAUCCCUCUACACUUGCCUUCACCACACGCGUUCCUUCCUCGACUUAAUCCUCUCCCUCCCAUCCUCAAGCUAUCUAAGCCAACCCAUCUCCCCCUGGUCCCUUCUCGCCUACGCCCUCAUGAUCCUCGCACGCCUCUCCUUCUACCAAAACCCACUCCUCCCCUCCUGGAACCUUGAUUUUGUCCGCGAAGUCUGCGAUCUCUCAUGGGUGUUGAAAGAACUUGCAGAUAGGAAUGAUAGGGCAAAGUUUGUGGAUAUCAAUAUCACGACUGAAGAUGGAGAAUGGGGGAAAGAUGCAGAGGUAGAUAGUGAUGGGAGACGGGUGGGAGAGGGCUGGACAGAUUGUUUUGAUAAGUUUGCAAGGAAAAUUAGGUUGGUGAGGGGUUGGUAUGAUCAGAGAGUUGCGGCAUACGGGGGUGGAGCUGGGCCUGCGCCGUUGGGAGAUGGGUUUAGAGUGGAUAAGAAUGCAUUGGAAGCUGGGGGUGGUGAGGUGGUGAAUGAAGAUGUUUCUGAGGGAGAAACGCUGACGCAAAGAGAUGCUGAAUUGGAGGGAACGGUAAAUGCACGGGUGAAUGAGGAUAUAAUGCCAGUGUUAGACGAAAUGGAUAUGAAUUUGCGGGAUGUAUCUAAUGAGCAAACUUUCUGGAUGGAUCUAGGUGGCGAAUGGGAUAUAUAUGGACUGGGGGUGAUGGAUGGGAUGUUAUAG
This is a messenger RNA of Sclerotinia borealis F-4128, 3201 nucleotides long. The record is from the annotation of a GenBank genome assembly. Lineage: Eukaryota; Fungi; Ascomycota; Leotiomycetes; Helotiales; Sclerotiniaceae.